Messenger RNA from Pelodiscus sinensis (Chinese soft-shelled turtle), 1522 nucleotides. The record is from RefSeq and is a predicted model, not a curated record. NCBI's taxonomy places the organism in Eukaryota, Metazoa, Chordata, Testudines, Trionychidae.
AUGAGAGCCGGGUGCCUCUGCCGCUUCCCUGCAGAGCUGUCGAGAUGGAGUUUCAAGCGGUGGUGAUGGCAGCUGGUGGGGGAUCCCGCAUGAUGGACUUGACUUCCAGCAUCCCCAAGGCCCUCCUGCCAGUAGGCAACAAACCUUUGAUCUGGUACCCCUUAAAUUUGUUAGAGCGAAUCGGAUUUGAAGAGGUCAUUGUGGUUACAACCAAAGAAGUCCAGAAGAUGCUUAAUCUAGACACAAAGAUGAAGUUGGAUAUAGUGUGCAUCCCUGAUGAUGCAGACAUGGGUACUGCAGACUCACUGAGGCACAUUCAUUCAAAAAUUAAGACUGAUGUCUUGGUGCUGAGCUGUGAUCUGAUCACAGAUGUGGCUUUACAUGAGGUUGUGGAUCUGUUUCGAGCCCAUGAUGCCACAGUCUCCAUGCUGAUGAAGAAAGCUCAUGAACCCACAGAAAUGAUACCUGGGCAGAAAGGGAAAAAAAAGCCUGUGGAGCAGCGUGACUUCAUUGGAGUGGAUGACACAGGAAAGCGGUUACUCUUCAUGGCUAAUGAAGCUGACUUGGAUGAAGAACUUGUCAUUAAGAGAUCCCUGCUUCAGAAACACCCUCGAGUGCACCUCAGGACAGGGCUGGUGGACGCCCAUCUCUACUGCCUGAAGAAAUACGUGGUGGACUUCCUUGCAGAAAAUCGGUCAUUAACGUCUCUCCGAAGCGAGCUGAUUCCGUAUCUAGUUAGGAAGCAGUUCUCCUCCGCGGCAUGCGUCCGACAAGGACGGGACAGCAAAGAGCAGGAUCAAAAGAAGGAUGAAAAGUCAUUAGACAUCUACAGCUUCGUGAAGGGGGAUAGCUUGCUGGAAUUGGCCCCGGAUAAAUCCUGCUGGAACAAUCUCCGAGGGGAUAUGAGUGAGGCGUUCCAUGGCGGCAGAGUGCGUUGCUAUGUCCACAUCAUGACAGAGGGGCUCUGUUACCGCGUGAACACUCUUGGCUUGUACAUUGAAGCCAACAGACAGGUUCCUAAGCUGCUGCCUGCUCUUCUGUGUCCAGAGGAGCCGUUGGUCCAUGCGUCUGCUCAAGUCACUGACAGAACCCUGGUUGGAUCUGACAGCAUCAUUGGUCCGUCCACGCAGGUUGGAGAGAAGACAUCCAUUAAACACUCUGUCAUUGGCACCACAUGCACGAUAAAAGACAGAGUUAAAAUAACUAACUGCAUCAUCAUGAACUCGGUCACAAUUGAGGACGGGUGCAGCCUCCAGAACUGCCUGAUCUGCCAUAACGCCGUGAUAGAGAAAGGAGCCGACCUCAGGGACUGUUUGAUCGGAAGCGGCCAGCGUCUGGAACCCAAAGCCAAACACCUGAACGAGGUCAUCGUGGGCAGCGAGCAGCUGAUGGAAAUCUAGCCAGGGCCCCCACCGUCGCGAGAUGGCUCGUCUGGAGCAGGCCUGGCAGAGCGUGCGCUGUCAUCCCUCCUUUCCCGGCCAGCCCUGGGUUUGUGUCUUAAUAAAGAAGCGUUUCCCCAGUG